This is a messenger RNA of Microsporum canis CBS 113480, 2259 nucleotides long. Its product is annotated as topoisomerase II-associated protein PAT1. NCBI's taxonomy places the organism in Eukaryota, Fungi, Ascomycota, Eurotiomycetes, Onygenales, Arthrodermataceae. The coding region runs from base 1 to 2259 and encodes 752 amino acids. The record is from RefSeq and is a predicted model, not a curated record. The transcript is spliced from 3 exons. Gene Ontology annotation, cellular component: P-body. Gene Ontology annotation, molecular function: RNA binding. Gene Ontology annotation, biological process: deadenylation-dependent decapping of nuclear-transcribed mRNA; P-body assembly.
AUGUCCUUUUUUGGGUUUGACACCAAGCUUCCGGAGGACCGUCCGGCGGCGUCUGCUCAGAGGGGCAUCUUCGACACUUUGGAUCCGUUUGCGGAGGUUGCUCGCGCUACAGCAGACAGAUCAGGUUACAACGACGAUGAUGCAAUUGACUUCGAAGAUACCUACGAUGGGCUUGGAGACCAGCUCGAAGAGGCAAAUGACGAUUUCAACGAUGACACCUUUGGAGAUGCUGCCGGAGAGCAGAAUAAGCCUGUGGGCAAGGACUUUGAUUUCUUCGGAAACACUGCUCAGAUGACAAACGUCUUGGGGGAGGAACAAGUGCUGUAUAACUUGCAACAUGGCUCUUCUAAGGCUGCUGCCCAGCCCGCCCUUCCUACACUACCCAAACGAACCGGAUAUGAAAAAUACCAGGACCCUGGCUAUAUUCCUGAAAUUCAAGCAAAGUCUAGUGUCUGGGGGACCACCGCUACUCAGAAACCAAAGACAACAGCACCUGAGACAACCCAGAAGGAGCAACCAGCGUCUGAACCUCCGAAGAAGAUGCUCAGCUUGGAAGAGGUGGAAGCUCAGAUGCGGGUGCAGGCCAUGAAUCCAUCACAGCCACCUCAAAGUCAACCCAUGCCGCAACAACAGUAUACGAGCCCUAUGCCUCAAGGCAUGCCUCCAAUGCAAUUCCCAAACCAACCGCUCCCUCACCACCCCGAGGCGCAUGGCCACCUCCCUGCUGAAGAAUUCCCUUCCCAGCAGUAUCACCCAAGUAGCAUGGCCCCACCGCUUGGAUUCCAACAACAGCCACAUCUGCAGCAACAGCACCCUGAACACGCAAUGCCAGGCACCAACUUACCUCUGCAUCUUCUGCAACAACAGCAGCAGCAGCAGCAGCAACACCGGCAACCUCACCAACCCCAGCGGCAUUCGGCCGGAGCUCCUCGCCAACAGGGAAAACCUCAAGGGCCAUACGCCUUGGAUCAUCCAUUAAUGGGGCAAGGCGGUAUUCCUGCAGCUAUGAACCCAAAGAUAAUGGAACUACCCGAGGAACAAAGGAAUGCACUCUUGUUAGAGGAUGCAAAGCGUGCAAAGAGGAAUCAUAAGAUUUUCCUCCUUUCCAAGGGAAACGGUUUGAUGACUCCUCAAGAUAAAAAUUUUAUCACCCGAAUACAGCUACAGCAACUGGUAACCGCGACUGGUAAUACCGGUGAUGCCAACCCAGAAUCUCUCCUCACAGAAGACUUCUACUACCAAGUCUAUAGCCAAAUCCGCGGUGCUCCUCGCCAACAUCCUCGCCAGCCCCUUGGUCAUUUUGCGCAAACAUAUCUAUCUCAAACUGGAGGACGUUCCGGUGGUAAUAUGAACCGGAAAUCCCAUUUCAGCGGUGACAACCAUAUGCAGCGCAUGCAGCAACAAAGUUCCGACGGGCAGAGGCCCUCUAGCGCAAAGAAAACACAACUCAGUCCUAGUGACCGCAAGUCAAUUCUACAGAACAUCGAAAGUGUUUACAUCACCUUGAUGAACAUGGAGAACCUUGUGCGCCUGAUGCCGCCAAUACCAAACCCAGGAGGAGAUGAAGAGGCGGUAGAACUAUACACGGAAUGGCAACGGAAAAUGCAGUCACUCAAGGAUAUACUGUGGGAGAGUACUAAAGUUUUGGAGCCAAUAGAUUCGGUAGCAGCUACCAUCCACCCUUUCAUCGCGUUCUUAUCAUAUCCAAAGGGCAAAAAGGCCAUUCCCCGGAUUUUCCACCAAAUCGACCAGGAACAACGCAUUACGAUGCUGACUCUGAUUAUUUACCAUCUGGAUACCUUGGAUGUCGUAUCGAGAGCCCAACUCCAACCAGGUGAAACUCAACCACCGGGCCCCGUUCGCGAAGAAAUUGAACUAUUCAACCAGGCCGUAAUGCCUAGCUUACUAGGAUACGUCAAUGAUGCUCCGAUCCACAUCGUUAUUGGCCUUCUCGGCUUAGUAAUUGAUAAGACCCAUAUCCACGCUGUCUCAAGAACGAAGAUCGGACUUGGAAUUCUAACUAUGCUGCUUAGUCGUGCUGAACUGGUCAAGGAAGCUGGCGGUGUCCCAGAGCAGGAACUGCUACAGUGGACUAAGGUCUAUAAUCGGCUGUUUGACAGCAUGGAACCAACUCUUGCCUAUAUUUUCCCUGGCACAAUCAACAGCGGUGAUGACAUGUACGUUUGGCAAUUUCUUGCUGCUAUGGGUAUUGGUGCAAGCCCAGAACAGCAGCAGCGCUUGGUCAUUGCUGUAAAGUGA